Messenger RNA from Acanthoscelides obtectus, 1770 nucleotides. NCBI's taxonomy places the organism in Eukaryota, Metazoa, Arthropoda, Insecta, Coleoptera, Chrysomelidae. The record is from the annotation of a GenBank genome assembly.
UGAAAUGUCAAGAAACAAAUGUCACUGUCAGUUAGAUGUCAAACUAUUUUUGGUUAUGUUGAUGAAAACACAAACGUAACAACAAUAUAACAUUUUUUCGUGGUUCAAAAAGACUUUUGAACGGUUGUUAGUGAAAUAAUCCAAAAAAAUGGGCGAGCGCAAAGGCACAAACAAAUACUACCCCCCGGACUACGACCCAAAGGCCGGGGGCCUCAACAAAUUUCUUGGCACACAUGCACUAAGAGAAAGAGCUAGAAAAAUCGACCAAGGAAUCAUAAUUAUCCGAUUUGAAAUGCCCUACAAUAUUUGGUGUGAGGGUUGCCAAAAUCAUAUAGGAAUGGGCGUUCGAUACAAUGCUGAAAAGACAAAAGUUGGGAUGUACUACACCACCCCAGUUUAUCAGUUCAAGAUGAAGUGUCAUCUUUGUGAUAACCACUUUGUGAUUAAGACUGACCCAGCUAAUCUAGACUAUUUAAUACUUUCGGGAGCGAGAAGACAAGAAAACAGGUGGGACCCAUUGAAAAAUGAACAAGUUGUACCAGAGACUAAGGAAACUCAAAAAAGGCUAUUUGAUGAUUCUAUGUACAAACUCGAACAUGGAAGUAAGGACACAGCACUUGCAGAAAGUGCAAAACCAAGAUUAGCAAAUCUUUUCAAUAGAAAUGAAGAUGUUUGGGCUGAUUGUUAUACAGCUAAUCAAAAGUUAAGAGCACAGUUUAGGAAAACAAAUUGUGAUUUGAAGAAGCAAGUAGCAAAAGAUAACAUGCUAUUAAAAAAAUCUAGCCUAGAUAUUCCUUUACUAGCUGAGAGAGAAGAAGACAAAAAAGUAGCAUCUCUCUUAAGCAUGAAGCUCAAGUCAAAUAAGAGUAUUGCUGAGAACACAGAUCAAAUAAGGAAGAAGAUUAUAUCUGAGUCUUCACUGCCUGCUAGUAACUUUUCAAGGAUCAAGGAAGAAAAGGCUGUGAAAAUGUUGACUUCAGCAAAGAAAGAUUUGGGUGUCAUCAGAAAGAAUAAUUUAACAAAUUCGUCUGCUAUCUCAAAUAUUGUUAGUUGUAGUUCAAAGAUGAGAGGUAACGAUGUUACUAACGGUCCAGAAGAUGCUGUAGGUUUAGAAAAAAAUAGUGAGACCAAUGUUGUCAAUGCUUCAGCUGAAGGUAAUGCCGAUCAAGAGGACACUAGUGAUCAAGCAAUUUCAAGUCAAGGAACCAGAAAAGAAUCAUUUGAACAAUUACAGACUUCCAAACAUCAAAUUACUGAUAUUACUAGUGAUAAUGAUAGAGAUGCAGAAAACAUAUCUUGUAAAAAAUUUAAGUCUAAUGUUUCUUUAGUUGGUGACUAUGGAUCAACAAGUGAGUCUGAGUGAGACUGUAGAUGUAUAUUAAUAUUUGCAGAAGUAUUUGACUGUCAAUUAUUGCUCAUCAUGUGAAGAAAGAAAAGCAAACACUGUAACAUCAUUCAAUCAGCAUGAUGUAUAGUUGAUCCUGAUCAUGAUUUUUGCAGAAUGUUUUGGUCUGAGGUAUGAGGAAGGUGGAAAAUACAAAAUGUUUAGGUAUAGUAUUUAUUGAGUGUAUGAAGAUACUUUCAAAUUGUAUUUAUUCCUAGAAUGCAUUUAGUCCUGUGAUUGCUCUUCCUAAUAUCAAUGCAUGGACAUCAUGUGUACCUGAAAAUAAAAUAUCAACUAAAUCUGAUAGCCUUAUUAUUUUGUAUAAUAAUCAAUUCAAAGUUGAAACAUAAAUAAUGGCAUGGUGUAAGCAUUAUAAUAAUAACGUU